Coprinopsis cinerea okayama7#130 is the source of this 3390-nucleotide messenger RNA. RefSeq names its product DNA helicase. Gene Ontology annotation, molecular function: ATP binding; 3'-5' DNA helicase activity; nucleic acid binding. The transcript has 11 exons. Bases 1 to 3390 code for a protein of 1129 amino acids. Gene Ontology annotation, biological process: double-strand break repair via homologous recombination; DNA replication. Lineage: Eukaryota; Fungi; Basidiomycota; Agaricomycetes; Agaricales; Psathyrellaceae. Gene Ontology annotation, cellular component: nucleus; cytoplasm; chromosome. The record is from RefSeq and is a predicted model, not a curated record.
AUGUCCAAGCUGAGGGCGAAGCCCACAGAGGUCUUCAACGUCGAAGAUGAUGGCUACGAAGCGUCGAGCUCAUUUGGAGACACAGGCACGACUUCCAUAUCUGCGGCGGCACCAGGGCGAGGUCACCUGAAGAAACCAAAGCCACUGCAGCCGUUCUCUACAAAAGGUUGGAGCAAGGAAACGAGCUCUACAAAGACGACAAAUCCUGUUGUUUACCUUUCGGACUCCAGUGCAACCUCACCCCAUGGGGCUGGAGUAAAGCGAACCUCGUCCGACAUAUCUCUUGGGCUAGACCCCUCUCCAACGCUACAAAAGCGCGUCAAGCAGGGAGCCGUCGCGUCCACGGUACGAUCGUCCACGAAUGGGAAAGAAAACCUGAAUGUACCGAACAGGACCUCCAAGGACACCAAAGGGAAGGGCAAACCGACCUACCAGGAAGCCAUCAUGGACGUGGAUGACGAUACUAGACGACGCCAAAAGGAACGAACGCCACUGGAAGCACUGCGUCAGUCGGCCUCCAGGCAUGGGUGUGAAUCGCGGCGAUUAGAGAAUGUCAUCCCGGAUAGCUUGGCGACUCUUCCACGAGAACAUCUUGGUCAAGCCAAAUCAUCUUGUGACCAGCUCUUGCACCACAUCAACGACUUAAUUAUCCAACAUUACCGAGGGGCGAAGCUGAUAGACCUUGAGAUCCACGAGGAGAUUAAGCAACUUCUCGAGAAGCGAAUCAGUAGCAUCGACGCGUACAUGUCUGGAGUUCCGACCGAAGCCACCCUCCCGAUAUCCAUGCCACCUCCCCCACCUCCCCUUCAGCAAAUUCCAUCCGACACGAGUACUACUUCGACGCUGGUUGAGAACUCCGUGUCUGCCGUUCUUCAACCACAGUCAGAGCCCAUCGUCGUCGACGAUGACGACGAAGAUGCUGACCUCUGGGACCAGAUGCCCGACGUCGACUUCGCCGAAAUAUCCGAGGUGCCCUCCCCAGCCCCUCCUCCAAUACCGGCACAGACAGUUGACUCCGCUCCCACUUCUGCGCCCGAUCCCAAGCUUCUACAAUCACCUUAUUACCCAGAAGUCAUGCAACAGCUGAAAAACGUGUUCGGCUUGGAUAGCUUCCGGAAGAACCAGCUCGAAGCUGUUUUAUCGGCAAUGGAUGGGAAGGACACUUUUGUCUUGAUGCCAACAGGUGGCGGGAAGAGCUUGUGUUAUCAGCUGCCGGCUGUCUGCACCUCGGGCCCUCGUCGAGGUGUUUCCAUCGUUGUUACCCCACUGGUCGCACUCAUGAAUGACCAAGUGGGGCAAUUGACGAAGAAGUACAGGGUCAACGCUGUAUUGUGGAACGCGGACAACCAGGCCUCCUCGGAACACAUCACGGCUCUCAACCAAGGCCAGAUCGCCCUGCUAUAUGUCACUCCCGAGAAGCUGGUCGAGAGCAAUAGGGCCAAGGAUAUCUUCAAGAGGCUCUACGAGUCGGGGCUCCUGGCUAGGUUCGUCAUCGAUGAAGCCCAUUGUAUAUCAACUUGGGGCCAGGACUUCCGUGAAGCUUACACCACCCUUGGAUCGCUACGCAAGGAAUAUCCCAACGUCCCUAUCAUUGCUUUGACGGCCACCGCCAACAAACGGACCGUCGGCGACAUCAUCAGUCAACUCCAAAUGCGCAGCCCUCUUAUGCUGAUCCAGUCCUUCAAUCGUCAAAACCUCUCGUACAAGGUCGUCCAGAAGAGUCCGAGGUUCAAGUUCGAAAUCUCCAACGAGAUCAAGGACCAUUAUCCUGGAAAGUCAGGGAUUGUCUAUUGCAGAGCCAAGCAGACCUGCGAGAACAUUGCUCAGUUCUUGAAGACGCAAGGUAUCAUCGCUGCCUACUAUCACGCUGGGAUGGAGAAAGACGAUAGGCACAGAGUUGCGACCGAUUGGCAGGAGAAUCGCAUCCAGGUUGUGGUCGCCACGAUUGCUUUUGGCAUGGGGAUUGACAAGCCUGACGAUUACAACUUCGGCGACCUCAAUACCUCGCUCAGGAUGAUCCGCAGCGACGACAAGACGACUCCCGAAGCGAAAGCGCGACAAGAGGCUGACGUCAGGCAGAUGUUCGACUUUGCUGCCAACCAAUCCGAAUGUCGACGUGUCCAACUGCUCCAGCAUUUCGACGAGCGUUUCGACAGGAGGCUCUGUCAGAAGACUUGCGACACAUGCGCUGACGAGCGGGAGACAGUCAAGGCGGACGUUACGAGUGUGGCUCGAGCUGCGGUUACCUUGGUCCGGUCUGCUAGAAAGGCUGGAAUGUCGCUGACACCGUCUCUGCUCAUGAACGGUCUGCGAGGUUCUACCAACCAGGAUAUCAAGUCCAAGAGGGUGGAUACACUCGAUGGAUACGGCAAGGCCAACGACUCUCCUCAAGAUCUUGUCGACCUUGUGAUCAAGCAUCUGCUGCAUGAAGAGUAUCUCGCCACCGACUCUAUCAAAAACGCGCACAAUGCCUUCCACACCGAUGUCAUCGUGCUGGGCCCAAAAGCCAACGAAGUUAACCACCGGAAGGAGAUCACUGUCGCAUGGCGGCCAAAGCUGAAGGGCGGUCGCAAGGGUCCAGAGCGAUCCAAUUCCACCCCAUCGACUUCAGGAAAGCCAGCUUCUCGGGCCCCUAACCAACGCAGGGGCCGCAAGGUUGGAACUGAACUGGCGGACGACCCUAUUGAAGACGAUAUCUACGAUUUUCAGGACAACGUCCAGCCAGCGCCUUCGAUAUCAGCCCCUCCUUCGGCUGCAGCUUCGAAGCCGGCGUCUCGAAGAGAUAAGCCGUCGUCCAAGGUCGUUCCUGUCACCCCAGCUUCGCUUCUAGAGAAAUCUAGCGAUGACCCCGCCGCGGCUUUCCACUCAAAGAUGGAGGCCCUUCGACAACAGGUUGCUCGGGAGAGGAAGAUGAACCCACAGGACCUUAUUGACAAUGCGGUCCUCGAGAUGCUUACUCUGAUGUGCCCGAUGGACUACCGAAGCUUCAAGGAGGUGGUCAACGACGCAUGGCCAGAGUCCGAUCGACGUGGGAUUGAUCAUGCUGAAGAACUGUGGAGGCUAUGUGGACAGCGUUUUCUUGACCUAUGCAUUGCUAACAAGACUGGAGGUCCAGCCAAGAAACCUGUCUCGACGCGGACUGUGUCCCAACUCCGUGACAACUACGCCUACCAAUCUUCCGUUACCAGCACCACAGGACGUUCCGACAGCGCUGGAAGCUCGACAUCUAGAACCACAGGAAAGACUGGAACCCCGGUUGCCAAACCGCCAGUGUCCUCUGGUACUGUCGUCACUCCACCUGUGCCGAAGCCUCCUCCAACUGUAGCCUCGCCCGCGCUUGGCACUGUCCCUAACGGUAGCAGAGCCAAGAGAUUUGUUUUCCGUCACUGA